CAGUAUUUUGUAACACCAAAAAAGAAGAAAAAAAAAACUCGAUUUAGCUUAGACCUCUCGUUCCAGUCUGUGAGAUUACAAACAGCAAUGGAGGCAUCAAGAUUAUGCAGGUGUAUGAAGGCACUCUUGUUGAAUAGAUUUCCAGCAAAUAUCUCAUAUUCACUCAAUCUUGUGAGAUGUAAUUCUAACCGAGCAGCUAUUGCCAAGACGAAUCGCAAGGUGUAUUCCCGCAUGUACCCUACACUGGUGGUCAACACGGAUGGAUCAACAUUUCGCAUCAAAUAUGGUGAACCAAGGAAAAUUUUAAAGCUACCUGUAGAUGUCAACAUGUUAGCUGCUGAUGAAAAGAAGAUUCGCCUUGCCAGAUACCAGCCCAAGAAGAAAGUCAAAAUAGAAGAUGAUUUAGACGAUAACUUUGAUGCCAAUAGAUACAAGCAUUUAUGGAACAAGAAAAAGUAAAGACAGACUCUAACUGAGAAGGAAACAGUGGUCAGCUUUGAUGCACAAUUGACACAACCCUUUUGUGGGACACAGCGCAAAUCAUUACCUAGAAUUAAUUGCUCCCAAUUGUGCCGGUUGUAAUUAAAUUCAUAUGAACAGGAUCUCUGAUGGUAGAAAAUGCCUCCAGACUUCAACAAGGCUAUCAUUGAUGCAUCUGUGUUUAGAGUAAACCUGCGAGUUGAAAUUCUGCAGAAGGCAAGCAUUUGCUAUGCAAAAAACGGGUUUCUCUACAUGAAGCAAGGACAUCAAGACUUCUGAACUGCUUUGUGGAAAUAAAUUCAGUGAAAGAAAAAAUAUUUUGUACAUGCAGUUGUAAAAUGUUGAAUACAAGUCAUUAAGUUUGCACUUGCAAAUUCAAUAAACUUCUGAUUACUUUGUUAGCUAAA
Messenger RNA from Strongylocentrotus purpuratus (purple sea urchin), 887 nucleotides. Its product is annotated as 39S ribosomal protein L55, mitochondrial. Bases 88 to 459 code for a protein of 123 amino acids. The transcript is spliced from 3 exons. Lineage: Eukaryota; Metazoa; Echinodermata; Echinoidea; Camarodonta; Strongylocentrotidae. Gene Ontology annotation, cellular component: mitochondrial large ribosomal subunit. Gene Ontology annotation, biological process: translation. Gene Ontology annotation, molecular function: structural constituent of ribosome. The record is from RefSeq and is a predicted model, not a curated record.